Molecule: messenger RNA, 696 nt
Organism: Glarea lozoyensis ATCC 20868
Lineage: Eukaryota; Fungi; Ascomycota; Leotiomycetes; Helotiales; Helotiaceae
Product: HydA/Nqo6-like protein
Exons: 4
Coding region: 1-696 (231 amino acids)
Biological process (GO): aerobic respiration; mitochondrial respiratory chain complex I assembly; electron transport coupled proton transport
Molecular function (GO): quinone binding; 4 iron, 4 sulfur cluster binding; NADH dehydrogenase (ubiquinone) activity
Source: RefSeq, a predicted model, not a curated record
AUGUUGCCAUCAACUAGAAGUGCGGCUGCGCUUGCUAUGCGAGCUAAGCCAUCGUCCUUCCUCGUCCCAUAUCGAUCAAUUGCGGCAAUCUCUUCAUCGAGUGCGAAGCCGGCAACUGCAGUAUCUCCCCAUAAUGUCCACGGAAAUCCGGGUACGCCACCACCCAUGAGUGUUACAGGGAAAGAGAGACGCGAAGUUCCACUGCCCAGUCAAGAAGGCAAGAAGGGGGUCAUGCAAUAUGCACUGACAACACUCGAUCAAAUUGCCAAUUGGGCGCGGCAAGGUUCUCUAUGGCCUAUGACCUUUGGACUCGCCUGCUGUGCUGUCGAAAUGAUGCAUCUGUCAACCCCACGAUACGAUCAGGACAGACUCGGUAUCAUUUUCCGAGCUUCUCCACGUCAAUCCGAUGUUAUGAUAGUUGCUGGUACUCUUACGAACAAGAUGGCACCGGCGCUGAGACAGGUCUACGAUCAAAUGCCUGAGCCACGUUGGGUUAUUUCUAUGGGUAGUUGUGCAAAUGGUGGAGGUUAUUACCACUACAGCUACAGUGUGACAAGGGGGUGUGAUAGAAUUGUUCCGGUCGAUAUCUACGUUCCAGGAUGCCCACCAACUUCCGAAGCGUUGAUGUACGGUAUUUUCCAGUUACAGAAAAAGAUGAGACAUACGAAGAUUACUAGAAUGUGGUAUAGAAAGUAG